AUGGAUACAAAGACCCAUCCAGCUCUGCAAGGAUAUCAAACGAAUGCUCCAAAGAUGUCUAAAGGAAAAACUAACAACAUGCAGAGUCCAAACAGGCCGUCGGCUAAUGAUUAUAACUCAGUGAAUCACCAGUCAGGUGAUGCUGCCAAUCAAGAAACUAACCGUCUACCAGGACGGUUGACAAACCAACUUCAGUAUUUACUGAAGGUGGUUGUCAAAGCAGUAUGGAAGCAUCAAUUUGCCUGGCCCUUCCAUCAACCAGUGGAUGCUGAAAAACUGAACCUACCAGAUUAUCACAAAAUCAUAAAGUCUCCAAUGGAUCUAGGAACAAUCAAGAAACGCCUAGAAACAAAUUAUUAUCACAGUGCAAAACAAUGCAUAAGUGAUUUUAAUACAAUGUUUACAAACUGUUAUGUUUACAACAAACCUGGCGAGGAUAUUGUUCUUAUGGCACAAACUUUAGAAAAAUUAUUCCUUCAGAAAGUUGCUCAAAUGCCUCAAGAUGAAGUGGAAAUAACAGUUCCCAGUAAAAAAUCUGGCUCUAAAGCAGGUUCUUCCUCAACUGCUAACACAAAUAAUUCUGCAUCUGCUACCUCUGCCGCUGCUGCCCCACCUCCCUCAUCUGGCCCAAAUUCAGGCUCCUCUGUGGCCACACCCCCGCCUCAGGCUACAGCACCCCCCACUAAUGUGGCACCUCCACAGGUAACUUCUCCUGUUGCUUCACCAGUCCGAUACAACACAAGUCAGUCUGGUACUAUUAUCAAGUCCCUCAAAGAGGAGGAAUCGGAAACAUCCCAAGUUCAAGCAACUGUUUUACCUCCAUCUCAGCCCACAAAGACAAAAAAGGGUGUAAAACGGAAAGCAGACACAACCACUCCUGGCAGUAUUGGCCCAUCCACGGCGCCAUCAUCAGUCUAUCAGUCUUCAUCAGUUUAUGAGCACAAGUAUGAUAAUAAACUUUCAUCUGCUAAAAUACCAUUACGAAGAGAAAGCAACCGUCAAGUAAAGAAACCAAAACGUGAUCUACCAGAAGAUCAGAUGGUUAUUCUUGAGAAUCAUGAGUACAAGAGUCUCCCUCCAGAUGUAUCAAUCUCCCUCCGAAAUAAGUCGAGAUCUCCUAAAUCUGUUCCAAAGGCACAGCAUAGCUCAAAAAAUAAAAAAGGGAAGCUUUCUGAACAGUUAAAACAUUGCAAUAUUUUACUAAAAGAACUCUUUGCCAAGAAACAUGCGGGUUAUGCUUGGCCUUUCUACAAGCCUGUAGAUGCAGAAUUAUUGGGUCUCCAUGACUACCAUGAUAUCAUUAAGAAACCAAUGGAUCUCGGAAGUAUCAAGCAAAAGAUGGAUAACCGAGAGUACAAAUCAGCUGCUGAAUUUGCUGAAGAAGUGCGGACCAUCUUCACAAAUUGUUAUCGAUAUAAUCCACAAGAUAGUGAUGUUGUCAUGAUGGCAAAAAAGUUACAGGAUGUUUUUGAAAUGAAAUAUGCUAAACUGCCAGAUGAGCCACCUUCUACUCCUGAACCUCCUACACCUACGGCAAUCCCCAAAACAGAAGCUUCAUCAAGUGAUGCUCCAUCAUCUGAGUCUGGCUCAAGUAGUGAGAGUGAGGAGGACUCUGAAGAUGAAAGAGAAAAAAUGAUCAGACAAUUACAAGAACAGGUCAGAGACAUACAAGAAAAAUUGGGUAUUCUUACACAAGAUGAUGAUGAAGACAAUGCAAAGCCAAUGACAUAUGAUGAGAAGAGGCAGCUUAGUUUGGAUAUUAAUAAGUUACCAGGUGACAAGUUGGGUAGGGUUGUACAUAUAAUUCAAUCAAGAGAACCGUCCUUAAGAGAUUCAAAUCCUGAUGAGAUCGAAAUAGAUUUUGAAACAUUAAAGCCCUCAACACUCCGAGAGCUGGAAUCUUAUGUGAUGUCCUGUUUGAAGAAAAAACCACGGAAACCAUAUAUACCAAAGAAAUUACCAGGUAAAACAAGAGAAGAAGCUCAACGGGAGAAAAAGCAAGAACUUGAAGCAAGACUGAAAGAUGUUACUGGACACCUUCAGGGAUCAAAGAAACCCAUCAAGAAAGAAGAAAAUGUUGCUGGUGAUGUGAAUAGUGGUUCUCGCUUGAGUGCAACCAGUUCCAGCUCAUCAGACUCAGAUUCAAGCAGUGAUACCACCUCAUCAAGCUCUUCAGACUCCAGUGACUCUGAAUCAGAAACUCCUCGUAAGAAGGCACGGAAGACUGAAACCCAAAAGUUAAGUCCAGCCAUGUCACCAUCUGUUAAAAUAACUAUUGGAGGGAAUGUACAAUCACAGAUGCCAGAUAAGGGAUAUCAAAUGCAGCGUAAUUCCACUGGUGGUGGUAGUGCUGGUACUGGGAGUGUGGCUGGAAACACUCCUACUCAGAUGGCCCAGGCCACUGAUCAUCACACUCAUUACCAACAACAGAUGGCUUCUUCAGCAGGGCCCUCCCCUGCCAGUCUUCCAACAUCAGUGAUCCAACACAAGCCACCUAAUACAUCACCAGCUGUAGCAGCUGUUCCUCCUCUAAGCUCAAAGCCUAUAACACAUGCACUUCCAAUGCAACCUAGUCGGCCAACUGCCACUGCAACUGUUAAACCGCAGAUCAAAACAACCAUUCCAGUAAAUUCUGGUGGUAAUGUUUCCAGCGCCAACAUGGCCAAUUCACAGAACAGCACAAAACCAGGCUCACCACCUCCACUUAUUUCAUCGCCAUUAAAAUCCAUCCCAGAACUGCGGCCAUCUUCUCCUGUUGUCCAAACACCUCCAGCUGAGAGAGCUAAAGAGGCUUUCAAAUUUCCAAUGAGUGAUGAGGAAUCCAAUAGUCCAAAGCCCAGUCCCAAAACGACUACAUCUGGUAACACAGUUUGUUCCAAUUUAUCUUUUGGUAUUGGCUCUCUGGUGGAUAACAAAAAAGAACCUAAAGGAAAAAAAGUAAAUGCUAAGCAAGAUAUUCGACUAAAGAAUGCAGGUUCUUGGUCAAGCUUAGUAAUGAAUAGCAGCACAAGUGGAAGUGCAGUAAGAAAAACAUCUGCUAUGGAGUGCUUUGAAGUUUUCCGAAAACAAGCAAAAGAAAAGGAAGAGCGUGAUCGUGCCCUUAAGGAGCAGGAAGAACAGCGGAGAUUAGAAAAAGUUGACAGGGAACGAAAACGCUUGGAAUGGGAAAGACAAAGAGAACGUGAGGAUGAAGAAACAACAUUUGAUCAAGUACGCAAAGCUCAGGUGAUGGCACAACAUGAAGAAGCUGUUCGGGUUCAGGAAAUGGAAAUGACACGGUUACAUGCGCAGAAAGAAAGAGAAAGGUUAAAAGAGCAGGAACGACGGCGACGUGAAGCAACGGCAAAUCAGAUUGAUUUAAAUGAACAGAGUGACUUAAUGGCAUCAUUUGAAGGAAUGCUCUGA
This is a messenger RNA of Acanthosepion pharaonis, 3405 nucleotides long. Lineage: Eukaryota; Metazoa; Mollusca; Cephalopoda; Sepiida; Sepiidae. The record is from the annotation of a GenBank genome assembly.